Messenger RNA from Rasamsonia emersonii CBS 393.64, 1104 nucleotides. Its product is annotated as Fructose-bisphosphate aldolase. Gene Ontology annotation, biological process: glycolytic process; gluconeogenesis. The coding region runs from base 1 to 1104 and encodes 367 amino acids. The transcript is spliced from 4 exons. The record is from RefSeq and is a predicted model, not a curated record. Gene Ontology annotation, molecular function: fructose-bisphosphate aldolase activity; zinc ion binding. Gene Ontology annotation, cellular component: cytosol. NCBI's taxonomy places the organism in Eukaryota, Fungi, Ascomycota, Eurotiomycetes, Eurotiales, Trichocomaceae.
AUGGGUCUCCUCGACAAGCUGUCCCGCAAGAGCGGUGUCAUCGUCGGUGACGACGUGCUCCGUCUCUUUGAAUACGCUCAGCAAAACAACUUUGCCGUUCCGGCUAUUAACGUGACCUCCUCUUCCACGGCCGUCGCCGCUCUCGAGGCCGCCCGCGACAAGAACUGCCCUAUCAUCCUGCAGGUGUCCCAGGGUGGCGCUGCCUACUUCGCUGGAAAGGGUGUUCCCAACGGCAAUCAGGAGGCUUCCAUUGCCGGUGCCAUCGCAGCUGCUCACUACAUCCGCAGCAUUGCUCCCGCCUACGGUAUUCCUGUCGUUCUGCACACCGACCACUGCGCAAAGAAGCUGCUGCCCUGGUUGGAUGGCAUGCUCGACGAGGAUGAGCGCUACUUCAAGAUCCACGGCGAACCCCUCUUCUCUUCCCACAUGAUUGAUCUCUCCGAGGAGCCCGUCGACUGGAACAUUCAGACCACUGCCAAGUACCUGCAGCGCGCUGCUCCCAUGAAGCAGUGGCUGGAGAUGUGGUCUGACGGUUCCUUCCAGGAAAUCGGUAUCACUGGUGGUGAGGAGGACGGUGUCAACAACGAGGACGUCGAGAAGAAGUCCCUCUACACUCAGCCCGAGGACAUCCUGGCCAUCUACAACGUGCUGGCUCCCAUCAGCCCCUACUUCUCGAUCGCUGCUGGUUUCGGUAACGUGCACGGCGUCUACAAGCCUGGUAACGUCCGUCUGCACCCCGAGCUGCUGAAGAAGCACCAGGCCUACGUCAAGGAGAAGACUGGCUCGUCCAAGGACAAGCCUGUUUACUUUGUCUUCCACGGCGGCUCCGGCUCCACCAAGGAGGAGUACAAGGAGGCCAUCAGCUACGGUGUUGUCAAGGUCAACUUGGACACCGACAUGCAGUACGCCUACCUGUCCGGCGUGCGGGACUACAUCCUGAAGAAGAAGGACUACCUGAUGUCGCCGGUGGGCAACCCGGAGGGCGAGGACAAGCCCAACAAGAAGUACUUCGACCCGCGUGUGUGGGUGCGCGAGGGUGAGAAGCAGAUGAGCGCGCGUGUCCAGGUGGCUCUGGACGACUUCAACACUGCUGGACAGUUGUAA